AUGAUCCUUCAAGAACAGCAUAACGGAAUUGGAACGAUCACUUGUUCCAACGAAACUGAGCCAUUGAUCAGCAUGCGAGGCAAGCCUUUGGCUAUCAACUACAACCAGAACAAGAUCAUCGACCUUUUUGGGACAAACAUAGACGACCAGCGCGUGUCUUGGGUAAAUCGCAACUGGACCAAAACCAAAGACAUUAUAAUGGGAAAAUUCAACGACCUUCUAUUGGUAUCAAUAAAAACUCCACAUUCAAAUUUAUUUUUAGAUUUAAAUGAUGACUACUUGCCAGAUUUGAUGAUUACCACGGAAGAAGCCUUCGAAAUCUGGCAGGGGAUCUGUGGAGGGUUCAAGUACUUUGAGAAAGUGGAGUGGCCUUUUGGAGUCGUAAGCGUCGGCAGUCAUGCUGGUCAGUCUCUGUACCUAUAUGUCGAUCUAAAAGGUUCGCUGAUUUUGGUGGUACCACUGUGCUUAGAUUAUUUGCCGGAACUCGACCAUCGCAUUGUAUCACGACGGCUGGCCCGACCUGAAGAUAAACUUUACAGAUGUAAAAAAAAAAAACUCUGGGGUUUCGUGCCACCAGACAAAUGGAAGAACGUCAUAUACACUGAUGCAAUAACUCUGCCUACUGGAGACUUGAACAUGGGCGGGUACAUCGACCUGCUAGCGACGUUGAGACCAACAAGGAUAAAUGGACGAGAAUGUUUUUGCAAGAAAAUGUUGAAUGCAAAAUUUGCGAAGGAGUUAGUAGCACUUUUGAAAUCUACUGGGACUCGGUAA
Cotesia congregata is the source of this 774-nucleotide messenger RNA. The record is from the annotation of a GenBank genome assembly. Lineage: Eukaryota; Metazoa; Arthropoda; Insecta; Hymenoptera; Braconidae.